Molecule: messenger RNA, 3459 nt
Organism: Aspergillus ochraceoroseus IBT 24754
Lineage: Eukaryota; Fungi; Ascomycota; Eurotiomycetes; Eurotiales; Aspergillaceae
Exons: 3
Coding region: 1-3459 (1152 amino acids)
Source: RefSeq, a predicted model, not a curated record
AUGCCCGAGUCAGCUACAGGGGGUGUUUCAAACUCCCCCCCAAACACUGCCGACGAUGGCAAUAUCCGCGAAGGGCUUGGCAGCUUGAACAGGUGGUCCCAGUCUACAGCAUCUAGCAAUUUAUCGACCACUUACGUUAGCCAUCGUCGACAAGAAAGUGCUCCUAGAGCGUUCAUCGUAGAUGGUUACGACUCCCACAAGCGGGGAUUGAGCCUAGAAACUUCCACUCAUUUACCCGCCCGGGCUUUCAAUCCUGCGGAUAAUGGCGAGGAGAUGCUGACACAAUAUCACUCGCAACAUUCUAUCCUACACGGCCACGCAGAGACCCCCCCGGCUGAUCAGCCAGAAACGGGUAUAUUACCAAAAUCCUCAAUUGGUAUGAGAACUGCAACGUCGUCGCAGUCUGAAUCUAUGCCCCUCGAAUCUACGUAUAUGCCACCAGAAAUCGUUUCGAAAAGACACUCCCCGGAAAUGGAAACUUUGAAUCAACCUGCUGGUGGCUAUUCAACUCACACCGUUGUCCGACCAUCAAGUCAAAACGAGAAACGUCGACAGGUUCAUUCGCAGAAGGUUAUGCUCUCCAAAGCGUUGCAAAAAGCAAAUACCGCAGUUCUCCUUGACAAUGCGGCAAACUUUGAAGGAGCAAUGGAGGCCUAUAAUGACGCCUGUCAACUUCUACAACUCGUAAUGCUUCGGAGCAAUGGGGGAGAAGACGAAAAGCUAAAGCUCCAAGAAAUUCGGGAUACAUAUAUGAUCCGAGUUACUGAACUUCAGCGCAUGGACUUCGCUUUUCGAGAUGCCGAUAGUAAGGCUCUCCCUGAACGGCCACUUAGCCAGGAGUCAUAUGGUGAAUAUCUUCACCCAGUCCAAGACUAUGACGAUGAUAAUUUUGUCGAUGAGGAUCCGACUUUAUCGCAACACAACUCAUUUGGCGUCGCCCAGGAAAACUCUGGAGAAUCAGGGAAAUUAGCUCAUGCACAAAUUCCACCUAGACGCCAAUCACUUUUACCUUUGGCUGUAGAUGAUGGGUACCACAAGUCCCCGCUGUCCCCGGAUCCUAGAAACCAGGAAGUCCAUCGUCCCCAGCCGGAAUUAUCCAGCCAAGCUCCUCAACAUGUGCGAGAGAAUUCAGCGUCCACAUUCGCGGAGCAUCCUGCCUUGGACAACGACGAUGACGACGAUGACGAAGGAAUCAUGUCCCACAACUCGCACUCCUCUGAAUUAUCCAUGUUGAGUCAGGCUCGAGAUGUUUAUGAGUCAACCUCGUGGCUCGACACUAUUGAUGAAUCAGGAGCGUCUUCGUCGGCUUCGGUGCGUUCCAAAGCCUCAUCUAUAUAUUUGCGCCGCAGACGAAGUAGCCGCCUCAGCCAUGGUACCGAGGCUGACUUUGACGCCGCCCUUGAUGCCGCCGUUGAGGCUGCUUAUGACGAUGGUCUUGAGCCGGCAAGCGAUUUAGAUGAGGACGACAGCAAUGAUGAUAUUUUCGUGAACGCCCGUCGAAAUGUUGAAAUAGCCAAGCAAAAAGUGAGGGAAGCGGAGCGGGAAGCGGAAGUGGCAAUGACACGAGGAAGAGAGCUACGCCGAAUACAAGAACAGGAAAUGCUGUCCACUCCUAUUGACCCGGAUUUGGAUUAUCUUGAUGAGGAAGCAGAGGAAGAGGAGCGCCUGUUGGAAGAGAUGACUAGGGGAUAUGUGAUGGAUGACUUUGAGUUUGACCUCCAGUCUAAAUCAGCACUUCCCCGACAAUCAGGUUCGGUCAGCUUUUCCACGAGAAUGUGGGAAGGGCCUAUCGUACCCAAUCCCAUAGGUACAGGCCCACCGCUAUCGACACUUGUAGAGGACGAUGUCCUUCCUCCUGAAUUCAACACACGCCCACAUACGCAAAGCACUAUUUCUUCCAUCUCGCCCCAAUCGGUUUCUCAGUCAACAUCCGGCUCGGGCGUACGUGCGCGUAGGAUGUCUGGCCAGAAUAGAAUAGAGCUGAAGAUUGAAACAAAUCCGCGCCUGAAGUCCGGUGCCAUUAAUGCGGAGCACGUUCAAUCUUUGGAUGCUCAGAUAGAUCGACCGCCAACCCCCAUUGAAAAGGACGGACACCUAGCGAAUCUCCCUGCCCAUGCAAGCAAAAGCUCUGACACCAACUCCUCAUUGCACUCAAUACCUCCCAUGAACAGGCGUAAUAUAUCUAUUGGGUCUAUAUCUGAAGAUACAUCAGCAAAUUUGACUCUGGCUAGAGCGACGGCCACAGAGAAUGAUGAAGGAGCCGAACCUUCAAAAAUUCUAUCACCGCCACGCCCAAUAGGAAAAGUUCCUUCAGCACCAGAUAACUUGGGAAGGCCAAACCCAAGCAUGCCGACUUUUCGACCAAGGAACGUCUCUGUACCUGGCAUUGAUUUCUCUAGCGACUCCCCGGGAACUCCUGCGAGUAGCGCAUUUCCGACUUUGGAUCUUCAGAAGGGAGCCGUCACUGCUCCACUGAAUGUUUUACCUACACCAAGUGCUGCCAAUUUCACUUCAAGCGGACUGCCAGGUGACGCGCUCUAUCUUUUUGAUAACUACAUUCACUCGCCAACUAAUCCUGGUUCCCCGAACCCGCUGGCUUCCGACUCUCCGCUUCCACUAGAGCCGUGCCCGGAAUCUUUUCUUUUACGCCCAUUUUGGCUCAUGCGGUGUAUUUAUCAAACGAUCGCCCAUCCACGUGGUGGGUAUUUGUCGACAAAACUGUUCGUCCCUUGUGAUGUCUGGCGCGUGAAAAAUGUCAAAAUCAAGGGCGUUGAAGAAAAAGUGUCAAGUUGUGAUCUGUUAACCGCGGCAAUGCUUAAACUGUCUAAAGUGGACAUGUACGAUGCCGAUGCCGUUCUGGAGGAGAUGCAAGCAUUUGAAGUUGUACUUGACCAAGUCCAGAUGUCUCUAUCAAAGAAGAUAGGCAACGAGGUCGGCGUACAAGGGGCUAUGACGAUGUUUAAGGCUGCGCUGGCUUUGGACGAUACUGCUACCCUUGAUACCAUUUCUUCAAGAGCCUCAACUGCAACAAGCAAGUCUUAUUUGAGCUCCUGGCGCAAAUUGCGGUCUAAGAACUCUGGGUUUGGCACCGGACCUUUACCAAGUUCGAAGGAAGCGAAUAAAGACAAUUUAUCGAUAUCCUCGCUUCCAAUGACUUCCACACCAAUCCCACAGCUCUCCAAGCGAAAUGUGGCACAGUUGCAGUUUAGCGGGCCUAAUGCGAACUAUAUGAGUGCUUUAGCUAGGCUUUGCGAUGCUGCUCAAGUAUUAGAUCAAAUCGCCCAACAAGUCGAAGACCCGGGUCUAAGACACUCCUCAAAAACUCUUGUUGGCCUGGAGUUGAGUACGCGCCAUGCUGCCGAAUUCUUUGGCUUCUACAUUUGCCGAUUUGCCCUGAAUGAUAUUGGCAUAAUGCUUGAUAAAUUCAUUAAGAGGGGCAGUGAGUGGGUCCUCAUCUAG